Molecule: messenger RNA, 2629 nt
Organism: Parathielavia appendiculata
Lineage: Eukaryota; Fungi; Ascomycota; Sordariomycetes; Sordariales; Chaetomiaceae
Product: glycoside hydrolase family 125 protein
Exons: 1
Coding region: 182-2368 (728 amino acids)
Biological process (GO): carbohydrate metabolic process
Source: RefSeq, a predicted model, not a curated record
CUUGACCUCCGCUCGGUACUUCCUUGGGAGGUGGCUGCCACCUACCUUAUGUACCUGAGUUCUGUCCAGACGGUCACGGCAGGUCGACUGAGAAGGUGGUUGACUGUUUCGCCCAGCCCAUGCCGUCAUGAAACACAUUCAACACGCUUCUGGUGCUUGACUGCGUCCGUGACGAGAUAAGAUGGUUCUCCCAUUUUUGGCCAGCCCCCGACGGGGACGGUUGCUUGGAAAUGCUAUCCUACUGACCACCUUGGUUCUCUGGCUUGGUUAUCGGACGCCCUUGUCGACUGUACAUGAACCGUUCGACUUGCACUCGGGUCUACCGCCCAAUGUGCCCAAGGUCCAGAAACAGAGCGAUGACCACACAGGACCUUCUCAGAAUCAUUCUGGCCAGGGGGUGGGAAAGGCUGAGAACAGUCUGUACCCGCCGUCAACGCCGGACAUUUUCAAUGAUAUCGACGAGGGCGAUGUCGAUGUCGUCUUAGCUACUACCUCCACCACCACCAUCAGCAGCCGCAGCAUCCUCAUCACCACGACGGCGGCCACAGAUAGCACCAGAUCAAACCCCACCCCGACGGUGCAGUGUCUCGACUUUGAGACGCUGCAAAAACAGAAACCAGGUCCUCUUUCUGAAGGCAGGCGCAAGUUUCCCUAUGUCCGCCCGCCGCCCGAGUGCAGGAAAUUCCGUCUCCCUGCUCUGGAGGCCUUGAUCGACCGCAUGAAGACGGUGAUUCGGGACCCAGACCUGUUCCGGCUGUUUGAAAACAGCUAUUCGAACACGCUCGACACCAUGAUUAAGUGGCGGGGCUACGCCAUGAAGAAGGACAACGUCACCGGCGAGGCUACCAAGACAGACGAGGAGUUGACCUACGUGAUCACGGGCGACAUCGACGCCAUGUGGCUGCGCGACUCGGCAAGCCAGGUGUACUCGUAUCUGCCCCUGCUGGAGGCUUCCAAGGACCCAAACUCUCUCGCCAGUCUCUGGCGUGGAUUGAUCAAUGCGCACUCGCGGUACAUCAUCAUCUCGCCCUAUUGCCAUUCUUUCCAGCCCCCUCCCGAGAGCGGAAUCGAACCUACACGUAACGGGGCGUACCACAACAACCACCCCAACCCGCCGUACGACCCGACGCUCGUUUUCGACUGCAAAUGGGAACUGGACAGCCUGGCCUCCUUCCUGCAGAUCAGCGCCGCGUACUACACCCGGACCGGCGAUCUCGACUUCUUCGCCAAGUACUCGUGGGUCGAUGCCGUCCAAGCCGCCGUCGACGCAUCUGCAGCCAUGCGUCUAGGCACCUACGACGAGGAGGGCCACGUGCUUCCGUCAGCGUGGACAUUCACCGGCUGGACGAACCGCGGGUCCGAGACGCUGACCAACGACGGCCUCGGCAACCCGGUCAAGGAGAACGGCAUGGUCAGGUCGGCCUUCCGCCCGAGCGACGACGCGUGCAUCUUCCAGCUGUUGACGCCGAGCAACAUGAUGUUUGCGGCCUACCUGGAGCAGGCGUCUCACAUCAUGCAAGAGCUGGCGGAUGGUCGUCUCAGCGACAAGGCGGCCAACCUGACGACAGAAAUGCGCAAACUCGCCAAGGGGAUCCGCGGGGGCAUCGCACUCGAUGCAGUCGUCACGCACCGUGACUUUGGCGAGAUAUUCGCGUACGAGGUCGAUGGCUACGGCGGCGCGAACCUGAUGGACGAUGCCAAUGUCCCGUCACUGCUGGCAAUGCCGCUGUGGAACUACACCCUGCCUGCAAAAGCGGGUAAGAAGCUGGUCAAGUCUGUGAAACACAAUCCUCGGGACGAGGCCAUCGCAACAGACACAAGCGAGGACGCUGAACCAUCAAUGAUAUCCCACAGCCGAUCCAGGAGGCCCGCCUCAACAGCAGGCGACAGCGAUACGACCACCAAGAGCUCGAACUUGGCAUCCUCCCCAACCGAAAACGAACACGACUACGCCAAAAUCUACCAAAACACGCGCAACUUUGUCCUGAGCAUGGCCAACCCCUACUUCGCCAAGGGCCCCGUCCUCUCCGCCGUCGGCGGCCCGCACCUCGGGCCCGGCAAAGGCUGGCCGAUGGCGGCGAUCGUCGCGGCGCUGACCGCGUUUGAGGACCUGGCCGGCUUUGCGUCGCUGCGGGAGCGCGACGAGGCGGUCACCGAACAACUAUAUGCGGUACUCAACUCGACGGCGGGCACCGGCGUUGUGCACGAGACGGUCAAUGCGUGGAACGAGGCCGACUGGACCCGGUCUUGGUUCGGGUGGGCGAACGGCUUGUUUGGCGAGCUGAUUAUCCGGAUUGCUGAGGAUGAGACGCGGAGGGGGCUACUGGGGACCAAGGAGGGUUUGUUGGGGCGGUCGUGGCAGUAUUAGGUGCUGAGUUGGAUGAUCGAGAUAGAUUUCCGCCGAGUGAGGUGCUUCUUGUCGAGCGUGUUGGGUCUGGUCUCCUUUUGUUACAAAUACCGGGUAUUCGUUUGGCGUUGUUUUAUGGUUCUUCUUUUUGCCCCUGAUGGCUGAUACCUGUGUGUAAGCCUGCCCAGUUGUAGCUCUUUGUUGUUGAUGGCUGCUCAUAGGUCUUAAGAUUUUGCAUUGUCUAAGAAAAGUGGCAUAUCUGGGACAUCCUCUUGACGGACA